CAGCUUUAAAUAUCACUUUUGUACGUAUUACUUUAGAUUCCUUACGUAACUUUUAUCACUAUCUCUCUCACUCUCUAUCACUACAGUACUACUCUAUUUCACUCUCAAUUUGAUACUUUUAUUUUAUCAUUCACUCAUUCAGUACUCCCUCCUCUCAUUUCUCCGGCCAUGGAACCAAGAAACUUCCUCCGCUUUCUCUUCUUUCCUCUCACACUUGGAAUACUAGUCUUAUUCUUCACCUGGCUCACCUUCACUCACGCGCCACCCUCUGCAGUGGAGCUUCUCGACUGUGCCACCAACUCUCCCUGGUGCACUUCCAAGAAUCGCAUCCAACAUCAGCCCCCAAAAUCCACGCGCCUCCGUGACCAUACUCUCGACACUCCCCACCACCCGCUAGACCCUCUAACAGUCCAAGAAAUCAGAAAAAUCCGUACGCUCCUUUCUUCCCACGCGCUCUUCCGCGCGUCGCCCUACUCGCUCCACACCGUCGAGCUCGAAGAGCCGGAGAAGUCACUCGUCAUUGGUUGGAAGAAGGGCGACCCACUUCCGCCGAGGAAGGCUACUGUGGUCGCACGUGCGAGAGGAGCCUCGCACGUGCUGACCGUUGAUCUCAGUACGGAAGAGGUGACCGUACACCAAACUGGGAAGCAUUCUGGUUAUCCGAUGAUGACCGUGGAGGAUAUGACUACGGCCACCGUGGUCCCAUUAACGAGCGCCGAGUUCAACCGUACGAUCGUCGGUCGCGGAGUUAAUCUGACGGACCUGGCGUGCUUGCCGAUUUCACUGGGGUGGUUCGGUAAGGCGGAGGAAGGAAGGAGGUUGAUUAAGGUACAGUGCUACUCCAUGAAAGAUACGGUGAACUUUUAUAUGAGACCAAUCGAAGGGUUGACCGUAACCGUUGACCUUGACACCAAACAAGUGGUUAAAAUAUCCGAUAAGGGCAAGACCAUACCCAUACCAAAGGCCUCCAAUACAGAUUACCGGUUUUCAACCAUGGAGCAGAACCGGGUCAUGGAUAUACUGAACCCUAUAUCUCUCGAGCAACCCAAAGGUCCGAGUUUCGUGAUAGAAGAUGAUCAUUUAGUGAAAUGGGCAAAUUGGGAAUUUCACCUUAAACCCGAUGCGAGAGCAGGUGUGAUAAUAUCUAGGGCCAAGAUCCGAGACCCGGAUUCGGGUGAAUUAAGGAACGUGAUGUACAAAGGGUUAGCUUCGGAGCUAUUUGUGCCUUAUAUGGACCCGACUGAUGCAUGGUAUUUCAAGACUUAUAUGGAUGCAGGCGAAUAUGGGUUCGGGUUAGAAGCCAUGCCGCUCGACCCGCUUAAUGACUGUCCCCGGAAUGCUUACUACAUGGAUGGUGUUUUCGCGGCGGCCGAUGGUACUCCCUAUGUGAGGUCUAACAUGGUUUGCGUGUUUGAAAGCUACGGAGGCGAUGUCGCAUGGCGACACGCAGAAAGUCCCAUUACGGGUAUGGAUAUUAGGGAAGUAAGACCGAAGGUGACACUUGUGGUGCGAAUGGCAGCAUCGGUUGCAAACUAUGACUAUAUUGUUGAUUGGGAGUUUCAAACAGAUGGAUUGAUUCGAAUUAAGGUUGGGCUUAGUGGCAUAUUGAUGGUGAAAGGCACUGAAUAUGAGAACACAAAUCAAAUUCCUAAUGAAGAUAAUAUCUAUGGUACCCUUUUGUCUGAAAAUGUAAUUGGUGUCAUUCAUGAUCAUUACAUCACAUUUUAUCUUGAUAUGGACGUGGACGGCUCAGACAAUUCCUUUGCCAAAGUCCAUAUUGAAAGAGUUAAAAACUCACAAGGAGAUUCAUCAACACCAAGAAGAAGUUACUUGAAAGCAACAAAAAAAGUGGCAAAAACUGAAAAAGAGGCACAAAUUAAGCUAAAAUUGUAUGAUCCCUCCGAGUUCCACGUGUUCAACCCAACAAAGAAAACUCGGGUCGGGAACCCGGUUGGGUACAAGGUGGUACCCGGAGGCACCGCGGCUAGCCUUCUUGACCUGGAUGACCCUCCACAAAAGAGAGGUGCUUUUACAAAUAACCAAAUUUGGGUUACCCCUUAUAACAGGAGUGAGCUGUGGGCUGGCGGCUUAUUUGUUUACCAAAGUCAUGGUGAAGACACCCUUGCUGUGUGGUCUAACAGGGAUAGGAUAAUUGAAAAUAAAGACAUAGUGGUUUGGUACACUUUGGGAUUUCAUCAUGUGCCAUGUCAAGAGGACUAUCCUAUAAUGCCUACAGUCUCAUCUAGCUUUGAUUUGAAGCCUGUUAAUUUCUUUGAGAGAAACCCUAUUCUUGGAGUCCCACCGAAUGUCGAGAAUGACCUACCUUCUUGUAAAUCACCUUAGAUCAUCUCUAAUGGGAGAUGUAAAAAUUGUAUUAUAUUUGAUAUAAAAAUUAGUUUUGUGGUAAAUUUAAUUACAUCAAAUUUUAACUUUGUGCUCGAAUACACAAUUGUAAAAUUUUGAUGUAAAAUUUAAUAUCUAAUUAGAGGAGUGCUAGAGACUCUUUUUUACACUCUCUUCCUAAUUGAGUGACAUGUGUAAGCUUCUAAAUUAUGUUUAAAAAUAGUUACAAUUAUGCCCUCA
This is a messenger RNA of Cannabis sativa, 2583 nucleotides long. RefSeq names its product amine oxidase [copper-containing] gamma 2. Gene Ontology annotation, biological process: amine metabolic process. Gene Ontology annotation, molecular function: quinone binding; copper ion binding; primary methylamine oxidase activity. The record is from RefSeq and is a predicted model, not a curated record. Bases 169 to 2343 code for a protein of 724 amino acids. The transcript has 4 exons. NCBI's taxonomy places the organism in Eukaryota, Viridiplantae, Streptophyta, Magnoliopsida, Rosales, Cannabaceae.